This is a messenger RNA of Coccidioides immitis RS, 678 nucleotides long. RefSeq lists its product as uncharacterized. Bases 25 to 285 code for a protein of 86 amino acids. The transcript has 5 exons. NCBI's taxonomy places the organism in Eukaryota, Fungi, Ascomycota, Eurotiomycetes, Onygenales, Onygenaceae. The record is from RefSeq and is a predicted model, not a curated record.
ACCAGUUUAACCUGAUAAUCGAAAAUGGGUGUGCCUUUUGAGGCUUUGCUUCCCUACGGAAUCAUCGUCGGCUUCUUCGGCGUGACCGGCGUGGGCUUAUCUUUCGUGAAACGAUGGGCAAAUGAUGGAAAGCGGCCCAGACGCGGCAUUGAUGCUUGGGACAGACAAAUGAUGGAACGGGACCUACGGCUUACGGGUUCCCUCCGAGGGCAGACGGAUAACCCCAUAGCCCCUCGUGGAUUUGAAUUGAAUAACCCAUGGAAGCUGGAAAAACGGAUAUGCUAGAUCUGUUAUCCAAUUACGCUGCUUAUGAUAAACCGCAUUUCAAUAUGAAACUCCGCUGCCGACCCGAAUUCCAAAAUCCCUUUUAAAAUGCCGUCGCGGUCAAGUCUUUCAAUUCCGUGAUCUUUCCAUGAAUGCCGCGGACUUCUAGGGGUUGGAGGUGUACAUUAAAGAAACUUUUCAAUGCAUCAACUCUUUCAGCCUCAUUCUUCAGCGUUUGAAGAAUUUCCACAUCCCCGUUCAGAUUUCGCUUCACAGUUCCCUUUACAAGGGAAAGGUUUCCCACAAUAUCGUCCUUGGCCUCAUUGAGGAGGAAUUUCGCACAAAUCACCGUCUUUGUAAAUAUACUUCUUGGGCUUUGACUUGUUGAGAAAUUCAUCACUUCGUAAUCACUGG